AUGGGAGAAGCGCCCUAUGGCAACCGGGUAUUGAAUUUGGAAAAGAAGAAGGAUGAGUACUUCAAGGAAAGAGAACCACAAAAUCAGAGGACGCAGAAGCCCUCCCGCACCCGACCACAACGAAUGUGGCUUCUGCUGUACAGACAGAACCGAAUGCUGGUGACAGCCCUUCGCGGCGGGCCGCGCCUCCAACGUGUUGACAAAGUGCUCCCACAUCCGUUUUGUCGCCAGGGCCGCACGACCUUGGCCGGGGGCGCGCAGGUCCUCGACGGGCAGGCUGGGACAGCUGGAGGCCAGACCCGUCCGGUGACUCGCCUGGGCUCAGCUAGCCAGCAGGGCAGAGAAAACCGGGAGGACAUACUGAAUGCCAGCGACAAACUAACAGAGGUCCUUGAAGAGGCCAACACUCUGUUUAAUGGAGUGUCCCGAGCGAGAGAAGCAGUCCUAGAUGCCCACUUUCUUGUUUUGGCCUCAGAUUUGGGCAAAGAGAAAGCAAAGCAGCUGCGCUCUGAUAUGAACUCAUUUGAUAUGUUAAGAUAUGUGGAAACUCUACUGACACAUAUGGGUGUAAAUCCGCUAGAAGCUGAAGAACUCAUCCGUGAUGAAGAUAGUUCUGAUUUUGAAUUCAUAGUCUAUGACUCCUGGAAAAUAUCAGGCAAAACAGCAGAAAACACCUUUAAUAAAACCCAUACAUUCCACUUUCUGUUGGGUUCAAUACAAGGAGAGGUCCCUGUGCCAAAGCCACGAGCCAAUCGUCCAAAAAAAGUUCGUAUGAUAGAAGAGCAGAAGGCAAUGCCUGACCAGUUAGAAAAAAUGGAAGAAUCUCAUCAAGAAGCAACAGAAAAAGAGGUAGAAAGAAUCUUGGGAUUGUUGCAAACAUAUUUUCGAGACGAUCCUGAUACUCCAAUGUCCUUCUUUGACUUUGUGAUUGAUCCAAAUUCCUUCCCCCGUACAGUGGAAAACAUCUUUCAUGUUUCCUUCAUUAUACGGGAUGGUUUUGCAAGAAUAAGACUUGACCAAGACCGACUGCCAGUAAUAGAGCCUGCUAAUAGUAAUGAAGAAAAUGAAGGAAUUGACCAAAACACACAAGUUAGGAAUCAAGCAAUUAUAGCUUUGAGUUACCACGACUGGAAGGAGAUUGUGAGGACCUUUGAGAUUUCAGAGCCUGUGAUAGCUUCAAGUCAGAGCCAGCAGAGGCCAUCUUGAUGCCAGCUGAAGGACUCAAAUGGAUACUGAAAUCCAAAAAGGAAAGCAGCAUGUACUGUAUAUAUUGUAUGAUUAAGCAUUUUUAAAGAUUGUUUUUAGUAAAAUGUAGCUUUUGAUAGUUAAUGAAUUUGUCAUAGUUGUCUUUGAUUAAAGGAAAUUCACUGCCAUAUUCACAAA
Messenger RNA from Galeopterus variegatus (Sunda flying lemur), 1383 nucleotides. It is a transcript of the gene NSMCE4A, whose product is annotated as non-SMC element 4 homolog A (S. cerevisiae). Gene Ontology annotation, cellular component: Smc5-Smc6 complex; nucleus. Bases 1 to 1206 code for a protein of 401 amino acids. Lineage: Eukaryota; Metazoa; Chordata; Mammalia; Dermoptera; Cynocephalidae. The transcript has 12 exons. Gene Ontology annotation, biological process: DNA repair. The record is from RefSeq and is a predicted model, not a curated record.